Molecule: messenger RNA, 822 nt
Organism: Monosiga brevicollis MX1
Lineage: Eukaryota; Choanoflagellata; Craspedida; Salpingoecidae
Exons: 7
Coding region: 1-822 (273 amino acids)
Biological process (GO): peptidyl-threonine phosphorylation; peptidyl-serine phosphorylation
Molecular function (GO): ATP binding; protein serine/threonine kinase activity
Source: RefSeq, a predicted model, not a curated record
AUGACGGCUGGCUUGCAAGGGCUAUAUGCCAGCAUAAGCGACCGGCGCAAGCCAGAUAAGACUGCAUUGGUCCCGACCUUCAUGACGGAUGCCGAUGGCAGUUUUGUCGCGCGACAUCCCGUCCCAUUGUUCCAGGGGCGAUACGCCUUUACCCGCGUCCUUGCCAAGGGCGGCUUUGCCACGCUGGUUGAAGUGGAGGAUACCUUCCAAUCUGGCAUUCGCCGCGCCAUCAAAGUGAUGCAUGCUUCAUAUGCUGAGAUGGGUGUUCAGGAAUAUGACAUCAUCUCGCGGCUCAACGCAGCAGAUCCUGCCGGGUCAUACGCGAUUGGUCGAUGUUUUGGGCGUUUCUGGGCCGGGCAGCACCUCUGCGUUGCUUUUGAGCUCCUCUCGUCAGCACCGCUCCACCAUUGUAUUGACCGCGCCUCUCAGACAAUCUCUGCGCGGCGUGAGAGUCCUGUUGCGCUGCGUCUCAAAGCUGUGGCCAAGGUUGCAGUUCAAGUGCUACAUGCCCUAGAGCUGCUGGAGAUUCUCAACAUUCUUCAUGCGGACAUCAAACCAGAUAACAUUUUGCUUUGUGAUGAUUCCGCACAGCGCUGUGCUGUCAAACUCAUGGAUUUCGGCAACAGUUUUGAAGCAACUCCCGAAAUGGUGGGCAUGUACGUGGAGCAGAUGCAUGAUCUACAGUCGCUGCAGUACCGAGCGCCCGAGGUCUUGUUUAACACGCAGUUUGGUCUGCCUGCUGAUGUGUGGUCAUUGGGCUGCAUCCUGGCUGAGGUGAGUUGUGAAGGCUCACCAUCAUCAGAGCGUUGGCAAGGAAGCUGA